AGAGCAGACCAAACAGUGACUUUCCUGAUUCGGCUGCAGCACUUGACUUGCUCUUCCUGCAAGGCGGAAAGUUGAGGCAGAGCAAGCCUUCCCAACAAACAGCCUUUGCGAGGAAGCAUCAGUUUCCCAGAAAGCGGCCAUGUCUGAUGCGGAGAAGUUCCUUUAUGGCGACCGCAGUGCGGUCAGCGACCCCCUGGUGCAGGCUGACUGGGCCUCCAAGAAGUUGGUGUGGGUGCCGUCAGAGAAGCACGGCUUCGAGGCAGGCUCUGUUAAAGAGGAGAAAGGGGACGAGUGCCUCGUGGAGCUUUCUGACUCUGGCAAAAAGAUCAAGGUAAACAAGGAUGACAUCCAGAAGAUGAACCCUCCCAAGUUCAGCAAGGUCGAGGACAUGGCUGAACUCACCUGUUUAAAUGAAGCCUCGGUACUGCACAACCUGAAGGACAGAUACUACUCUGGCCUAAUCUAUACAUAUUCAGGGCUCUUCUGUGUGGUCAUCAACCCCUAUAAGCACCUACCCAUUUACUCAGAGGAGAUCGUAGAGAUGUACAAGGGCAAGAAGAGACAUGAGAUGCCCCCACACAUCUAUGCCAUCACAGACACUGCCUACAGGAGCAUGAUGCAGGAUCGUGAGGAUCAAUCCAUCCUGUGCACUGGGGAGUCUGGAGCAGGUAAAACUGAGAACACAAAGAAAGUUAUCCAGUACCUGGCACAUGUUGCGUCCUCCUCAAAGACUAAGAGAGACCCAAGCAGCAGUAGCCUGACCCAUGGGGAGCUAGAGAGACAACUGUUGCAGGCCAACCCCAUUCUAGAGGCCUUUGGCAAUGCCAAGACGGUGAAGAAUGACAACUCCUCACGUUUUGGAAAGUUCAUCAGGAUCAACUUUGAUGUCAGUGGCUACAUUGUUGGAGCAAACAUUGAAACUUACCUGCUGGAAAAAUCCCGUGCUAUCCGACAGGCUAAAGAGGAGAGGGCCUUCCACGUCUUCUACUACCUGCUUUCGGGGGCUGGCGACACACUGCGCUCUGAGCUGUGUCUGGAGGACUUUAGCAAAUAUCGUUUCCUGUCCAAUGGUAAGGUGACCAUCCCAGGGCAGCAGGACCGGGACAUUUAUGGUGAAACCAUGGAUGCCUUCAGGAUAAUGAGCAUUCCUGAUGAUGAGCAGACAGGGAUGCUGAAGGUAGUCUCUGCAGUUCUGCAGCUGGGAAACAUGAGCUUUAAGAAGGAGCGCAACUCUGACCAGGCAUCUAUGCCUGAUGACACAGCGGCACAAAAAGUGUCCCACCUUCUGGGCAUGAAUGUGACUGACUUCACGCGGGCCAUCUUGUCGCCACGGAUCAAAGUGGGGCGGGACUGUGUGCAGAAGGCUCAGACACAAGAGCAGGCAGAGUUUGCGGUGGAGGCACUGGCCAAAGCCACCUACGAACGCCUCUUCCGCUGGCUGGUCACGCGCAUCAACAAAGCUCUGGACCGGACCAAACGGCAGGGGGCCUCCUUCAUCGGCAUCCUGGACAUCGCUGGCUUUGAGAUCUUCGAGUUGAACUCCUUUGAGCAGCUGUGCAUCAACUACACCAACGAGAAGCUCCAGCAGCUCUUCAACCACACCAUGUUCAUUUUAGAGCAGGAGGAGUACCAGCGCGAGGGCAUCGAGUGGAGCUUCAUUGACUUUGGCCUCGACCUGCAGCCCUGUAUCGACCUCAUUGAGAAACCGGCAGCGCCUCCAGGUAUCCUGGCCCUGCUGGAUGAAGAGUGCUGGUUCCCCAAAGCCACAGAUAAAAGCUUUGUGGAGAAAGUUGUUCAAGAACAGGGCAACCACCCCAAAUUCCAGAAAGCCAAGAAACUCAAAGAUGAUUCAGACUUCAGCAUUAUUCACUAUGCUGGCAAGGUUGACUACAAAGCAGAUGAGUGGCUGAUGAAGAACAUGGACCCUCUGAACGACAAUGUGACAAAUUUGCUCAACCAGUCAUCUGACAAAUUUGUAUCUGAGCUCUGGAAAGAUGUUGACAGAAUUGUGGGAUUGGAUAAAGUGGCAGGAAUGGCAGACACUGCCCAUGGAGCAUUUAAAACCCGUAAGGGAAUGUUCCGGACUGUAGGGCAGCUCUAUAAAGAGCAGCUGAGCAACCUAAUGACAACGCUCCGAAACACCAACCCCAACUUCGUCCGCUGCAUUAUUCCCAACCAUGAGAAGAAGGCUGGGAAACUUGAACCCCAUCUAGUUCUGGACCAGCUGAGGUGUAACGGAGUUCUAGAAGGAAUCAGAAUCUGCAGACAGGGUUUCCCCAACCGCAUUGUCUUCCAGGAGUUCAGACAGAGGUAUGAACUGCUCACCCCCAAUGCAAUUCCCAAGGGCUUCAUGGAUGGCAAGCAGGCUUGUGUUCUAAUGAUCAAAGCUCUGGAACUGGACUCUAACCUGUACCGGAUUGGCCAAAGCAAAGUAUUCUUCCGGGCUGGAGUCCUGGCUCAUCUUGAGGAGGAGCGUGACAUUAAGAUCACAGAUGUAAUCCUCAAAUUCCAGGCCUGGUGUCGUGGCUAUGUUGCUAGGAGGGCAUUUGCCAAGCGCCAGCAGCAGUUGACUGCUAUGAAGGUCAUCCAGAGGAACUGUGCUGCCUACCUCAAGCUCAGGAACUGGCAGUGGUGGAGGCUCUUCACCAAGGUGAAGCCUCUACUGCAGGUGACCAGACAGGAGGAGGAGAUGCAGGCUAAAGAUGAGGAGCUGGAGAAGGUGAAGGAGAAACAGCAGCAGGUGGAGCAGCAGCUACAGGAGUAUGAGACCAAGCACCAACAGCUGAAUGCAGAGAAGGUGGCCCUGCAGGAGCAGCUGCAGGCAGAGACAGAGCUGUGUGCAGAGGCAGAGGAGAUGAGGGCUCGUCUGGCUGCCCGGCAGCAGGAGCUGGAGGACAUCCUGCACGACCUUGAGUCCCGUGUGGAGGAGGAGGAGGAGCGUGUAACCCACCUACAGGCUGAGAAGAAAAAGAUGCAGCAGAACAUCACAGAUCUGGAGCAGCAGCUAGAUGAGGAGGAAGGUGCCCGGCAGAAGCUGCAGCUGGAAAAGGUCACGAUGGAUGCCAAGCUGAAGAAGCUGGAUGAGGACCUCAUGGUGCUGGAAGACCAGAAUGCCAAACUCGGCAAGGAGAAGAAACAGCUUGAGGAGAGGAUUUCUGAGUUCAGCUCAAACCUAACCGAGGAGGAGGAGAAAUCCAAGAGUCUGCAGAAACUGAAAAACAAACAUGAGGCCAUGAUCACAGACCUUGAGGAGCGUCUGCGUCGUGAGGAAAAGACUCGGCAAGAGCUGGAGAAGAACCGACGGAAGCUGGAGAGUGACUCCACAGAGCUCCAUGACCAGAUCGCUGACCUGCAGGCUCAGAUCGCAGAACUCCGUGCUCAGCUUGCCAAGAAGGAGGAGGAGCUACAGGCUGCACUGACUAGACUGGAGCAGGAGGUUUCACUGAAGAACGCUGCGCAGAAGAGGGUGCGGGAGCUUGAGGCGCAGUUGACGGAGCUGCAGGAGGAUCUGGAGCUGGAAAAAGCAGCUCGGAGCAAAGCAGAGAAACAGCGACGCGACCUGAGCGAGGAGCUGGAGGCCCUGAAGACAGAAUUGGAGGAUACACUAGACUCUACCGCUGCCCAGCAGGAGCUCAGAGCAAAGAGGGAAUCAGAGGUGGCACAGCUGAAGAAGACUCUGGAGGAUGAAGCUCAAGCGCACGAACAGCUUCUCACUGAAAUGCGGCAGAAACACACGCAGGCCUUUGAGGAGCUAAAUGAACAACUUGAGCAGGCCAAGAGGAACAAGGCGUCUGUGGAGAAGACCAAGCAAGCUCUGGAGAGUGAACGCAAUGAGCUGCAGAUCGAGCUGCAGUCCGUCUCCCAGAGCAAGAAUGAUUCGGAGCACCGCCGGAAAAAAGCAGAGGCCCAACUGCAGGAAGUGCAGCUCAAAUGCAGCGAGGGCGAGCGGCAGAAGAAGGAGCUCGCCGAUAAAGUGACCAAGUUGCAGUCGGAGUUGGAGAGUUUGAGUAGCACACUUGCUGAGGUGGAGAGCAAGUCCAUCAAAGUGGCCAAAGACUGGUCCUCCGUUGAGUCUCAGCUUCAGGAUACACAGGGCCUGCUACAAGAGGAGACACGGCAGAAGCUUGCAAUCUCCACCCGCCUCCGUCAGCUAGAGGAUGACCAGAACCGACUGAAGGAGCUGCUGGAGGAGGAAGAGGAGAGCAAGAAGAGUGUGGAGAAACAGCUCCAUUCUGUUCAGACACAGUUAACGGACAUGAGGAAGAAGGCGGAGCAAGAGGCAGCAACUCUGGAGAGCUCUGAGGAGGGGAAGAGGAAGUUGCAGAGGGAGGUAGAGAGCAUGGCCCAGCAGCUGGAGGAGAGAAAUUCUGCCUACGAUAAAUUGGAGAAGACGAAGAGCCGUCUGCAGCGUGAACUGGACGACGUGCUGGUGGGCCAGGAUCAGCUUCGCCAGGUCGUCCAGGAGCUGGAGAGGAAACAGAAGAAGUUUGACCAGAUGCUAGCAGAGGAGAAGUCUGUGUCCACGCGUUACGCUGAGGAGCGGGACCGUGCUGAAGCAGAGGCUCGGGAGAAGGAGACGAAGGCUCUGACUCUUGCCCGGGAGCUCGAGGCCCUUGCAGACCAGCGGAGCGAACUGGACCGAGCCAACAAGCUACUGAGAGCAGAGAUGGAAGACUUGGUCUCCUCCAAGGACGAUGUUGGCAAGAGCGUGCAUGAGCUGGAGCGGGCAAAGCGAACACUGGAACAGCAGGUCGAAGAGAUGAAGACCCAGCUGGAGGAGCUGGAGGAUGAGCUGCAGCUGACGGAGGAUGCAAAGCUGCGUCUGGAGGUGAACCUUCAGGCUCUCAAAGCCCAGUUCGAACGUGACCUGCAGGGCCGAGAUGAGCAGGGAGAGGAGAAGAGGAAGCAGCUGGUCAAGCAGGUGCGUGAGAUGGAGGUGGAGCUGGAGGACGAGCGGAAGCAGAGGGCCCAGGCUGUGUCUGUGAGGAAGAAGCUUGAGCUGGACCUAUCAGACAUGGAAGCCCAGAUUGACCUGGCUAACAAGGCCCGUGAUGAAGCUCUCAGACAGCUUAAAAAACUACAGGCACAGCUCAAAGACCAGCUGAGGGAGCUGGAUGAUGCCCGUUUGGCAAGGGACUCUGCAGUGAAUGAGGCCAAGGAGAGUGAGCGCAAACUCAAGAGCCUAGAGGCUGAGAACAUGCAGCUGCAUGAGGACGUGGCAUCUGCCGAACGUGCCAAGAAACAGGCGCAACAUGAAAGGGACGACCUGCAGGAUGAGCUGAACAGCCACAACUCUAAGAUGGCUCUGAUGAGUGAGGAGAAGAGGAAGUUGGAGGCUCGUAUUGCUCAGCUGGAGGAGGAGCUGGAGGAGGAGCAGAGCAAUGUAGAACUGGCCAAUGACAAAGUGAAGAAGGCCACAAUGCAGGCUGAGCAGGCAACCACAGAGCUUGCAGCUGAGCGCAGUAACAGCCAACGCCUGGAGGGGGUGCGCUCACAACUCGACCGCCAGAACAAGGAUCUGAAGGCCAAACUGCAGGAGAUGGAGGGCUCUAUGAAGAGCAAGUACAAGUCCACCAUCGCUGCCAUGGAGGCCAAGAUCCUGCAGCUAGAAGAGCAGCUGGACAAUGAGAACAAGGAGAAGCAGCAGUCUGCAAAACUGGUGCGGCGCACCGAGAAGCGACUGAAGGAGGUUCUUCUGCAGGUGGAGGAUGAAAGACGCAAUGGUGAGCAGUUCAAAGACCAGAUGGAGAAGGCUAAUGUGCGUAUGAAGCAGCUGAAGAGGCAGUUGGAGGAGGCGGAGGAGGAGGCAACGCGUGUCAACGCCUCCCGCAGGAAGCUGCAGAGGGAGCUGGAGGAUGCUACUGAGUCAGCUGAUGCCAUGAACCGUGAGGUCAGCAGCCUGAAGAGCAAACUCAGGCGCGGUGGGGAUUUCUCUCUGAAUGUACGUCGUGGCGUUGUGGCCCAUGGCGGUGUGGAGAGUGAAGAGGAAACGGACGUGACGAGUGAAACCUUGGACCCAACACCAGAGAGGCCCUAAGUCUACCUUCUGCCAGCAGCUAGUGGGCUCUCCAGUUGGACUGUUGCAUCUGACCUGGAUCUUUCUGCCCAUUUUUCUUAGUCUAGAUCACCUGUGAAACGUGUUGGUACUCGCGGACUACAAAUCAAUGAACCUCUCAGUAUUAAGCAUAAGCCAUCUGGUUUCUAAGUCUUCAGCCUUCACCCACUAAUAAAUUUACUAGCUUUUAAGGAACAGUUAGCAUGUUGGUGGUGAAGUUUACACAACAUAUUUAAAUCCAAAGUCCUUUACCCCACUCAGAGUGAAAUUGGUGUUUGAUGGGAGAUUAGCAAAUUAUUUUAAUGCACUUUCUCUUGCCAACUUUUGUACCUUUUGGUUAAAACAGGGCAGGUCUAAUGUGUUUGUCAAGUGGAAACUAAUGGCUCUUGUAUACUCACCAGCCUUCUCCUGGUCUGUGCUCCCAGUCUUCUGAAAGAUUAAAUGCAGACAAUGUCUAACUGA
Messenger RNA from Electrophorus electricus (electric eel), 6517 nucleotides. It is a transcript of the gene myh9a, whose product is annotated as myosin, heavy chain 9a, non-muscle. Gene Ontology annotation, cellular component: myosin II complex; myosin filament; cytoplasm. Gene Ontology annotation, molecular function: actin filament binding; ATP binding; microfilament motor activity. Lineage: Eukaryota; Metazoa; Chordata; Actinopteri; Gymnotiformes; Gymnotidae. The record is from RefSeq and is a predicted model, not a curated record.